AAAUAUUUUUAUCCAGGAAACUACCCGGGACAAGGACCUAGGUAAAUGUGAGAUGAUGAUUGUUUGUGUUCUAUCUCAUGGAGAAGAAGGAACUAUCAUAACUUCAGAUUCUCAGAAAGUAUGCAUCGAAAAGGAGAUCAUAAGGAAGUUUAACAAUGAGAACUGCGACACUCUGCGGGGAAAACCCAAACUAUUCCUGUUCCAGGCCUGCAGGGGACAAGAUAUUGAUUACGGAGUAGUUCAAGAUAAAGCUGAUUCUGUUAUGUUCCAACAAAUGGGAAUGUCAAGAAGUGUUGCUAUCCCUCCUGUAGAGCCCAAGAAAGAUGUGUCUAACUCCGACAUGCUGAUUGUCUAUGCUACACUGCCAGGUACCAACUCCGACAUGCUGAUUGUCUAUGCUACACUUCCAGGCUAUGUAGCUCUGAGGGAUUCACAAAAUGGAACACAUUUUGUUCACAGUUUUUGCAAGGUUUUAGCUGAACAUGCAAAAGAUACUGAGCUAAGUGAUCUGAUGUAUCUGGUUUCAGAGGAUUUGAGAUUUAAUUCUGGAGAUGACUUUAAAGAAACCUGUGUUUUUGAGAAUCGAUUGUUUAAGAAGUUGUACCUCAACCCGAGCCUACUAUAGCAGAACCUUAUAUAAAUAUAUUAUAGGCAUAACAUAGUUUAAGAAAUUUUAAAAUGUAAUACAUAUUUUAUUAAAUAAACAGUAGUGAACACUCACAUUGUUUCACAAUAA
This is a messenger RNA of Eurytemora carolleeae, 736 nucleotides long. Its product is annotated as caspase-2. The transcript is spliced from 11 exons. Gene Ontology annotation, molecular function: cysteine-type endopeptidase activity. Gene Ontology annotation, biological process: proteolysis. The record is from RefSeq and is a predicted model, not a curated record. The coding region runs from base 53 to 625 and encodes 190 amino acids. NCBI's taxonomy places the organism in Eukaryota, Metazoa, Arthropoda, Copepoda, Calanoida, Temoridae.